GGGACUUGGAACUACGAACACUUCGAUCCGUUGUAGGAAUGUCCAAGUCCACGACGAGUACACGAUGUCUUCCUACGUCAAUCUAUUCCAAGUGCUCGGUGGCCUCACAGGACAUUACUACAUCCGCGAGGCGAUUCAUCAGACAGCUAUUCGCUUGACUUGACGAUCGCCUGUGGAUGUGGAGAGCAUACGCCGGACUGUAACGUGAGGUGCUUACCAAAGAGCACAAUGGCCCACCUUCUUGUGAGAGGAGUCAGUGGAUGCAUUCCUUUGUAUCUGUAUUGCUUGGCCUGGGGUAACAAUUUGUUGGCCACAACACCACAAAGCACGGAAAGCUUUAAAUACUGCAACUUGCGUCUCUUUCCUCCUGUUCAACAUCCAUCGCAUUUUACCUUCCCGCAUCUACCAUCUAACUUGUGUACUCCUCGCGCCAUACACACUUCAUCUCAACUAUACUAGAUAAUUAAAUAUGUACCAGGACCAGGAGCCGAUUCAAACGGGUCAAGUGCCAGUCCAAGGCCCACCUCAACAUCCUUACCCCCUAAUGAUGCCCCAGCCUCCACUUGUGCCCUCGCGGUUCAGGCCUUACCCCCCGGAGGUCUACGUAUAUUGUUAUCAAC
Messenger RNA from Suillus fuscotomentosus, 620 nucleotides. RefSeq lists its product as uncharacterized. NCBI's taxonomy places the organism in Eukaryota, Fungi, Basidiomycota, Agaricomycetes, Boletales, Suillaceae. The transcript is spliced from 6 exons. The record is from RefSeq and is a predicted model, not a curated record. The coding region runs from base 229 to 459 and encodes 76 amino acids.